Molecule: messenger RNA, 927 nt
Organism: Alosa sapidissima (American shad)
Lineage: Eukaryota; Metazoa; Chordata; Actinopteri; Clupeiformes; Clupeidae
Product: selenoprotein H-like
Exons: 5
Cellular component (GO): Golgi apparatus
Source: RefSeq, a predicted model, not a curated record
UGUUAAGCGCGCGAAAAAACCCUUUAACAGCGUCAGUCACUCACGCCGUCAACUUCGGACAUACUAGCGGUGGUUUCUUUUCUUUUGGCUGUGCGUUGCCAAUUGAGCUAGGCUACACGAAAAUAAUCUGUUGCCUUGCGGUAGGCCUAAUGGCGGCUAGACCUAAUUCUAAAACAGGUCGUGGUUCUAAGCGAAAGGCAGAGGAUCAUGAUCUAAAAGAAGAUGCACCUUCUUUGGACAACAAGAAAGAAAAGCCUGAAGAUGUGGAGGUUAAAGAAGAAGGCCAAAAAAUUGUUAUUGAACACUGUAAAAGCUGACGAGUGUACGGUCGGAAUGCUGACGCGGUGAAGUCGGCAAUUCAGGCUGCACAUCCAGAUCUGUGUGUGGAACUGAACCCCCAGAAACCUCGUCGAAACAGUUUUGAGAUCACCCUGGUGGAUGCUGGCAAGGAAACGUGUCUGUGGACUGGCAUUAAGAAGGGUCCUCCUCGUAAACUGAAGUUCCCUGACCCUGAAGAAGUCCUGUCUGUCUUGAAGGAGGCAAGAGACGGUAAAUAGAGACCAAUAAGUUGCUAAUGAGAUUCAGAGCACCUGCAUGCGUAAUGAUGGGGAAUGACCAAAAGGAUGCCUUCCCAGUCUCUCCCUUGAUAACCCUGCUGCAGUGUUCGGAACUGAUGAGUAUUUAACAUGUGGUUGUCAAUCUGAUUUCCUCCUUACUGGUUUGUACUGCUGCUGUCUGCGGUAAUGCUUUUGGCUUAGUUUUGUUCUGUAAGAGAAUAGACUUGACUAUUCUCCCUGAUAAACCUUGGGUUGAACACUCCUCAUUAAGUUCUUUUAACUUCCGUAUUAGGUUUGUAACAGUACUGAAUUCCUCCUGUAUAACAUGUGACUGAAGGUGUUUUAACUUAAAUAAAAUGUUCACUUUAAA